Messenger RNA from Salpingoeca rosetta, 1694 nucleotides. RefSeq lists its product as uncharacterized. NCBI's taxonomy places the organism in Eukaryota, Choanoflagellata, Craspedida, Salpingoecidae. The record is from RefSeq and is a predicted model, not a curated record. Bases 317 to 1582 code for a protein of 421 amino acids. The transcript has a single exon.
GCUUGUUGUUCCUCCUUCCAGCUCAUCUCCGAUCGUUUUGAACGACUGCUUCAGCGCUUCCAGUCCACUUACCCGACACGGCACGAGACGACACGACAGAGACAGAGACACAGACAGACAACAACCACAAAACACAAACACCGUACACGCACCUUCAAGCUUCAGAGCUUCUGCUGUGACAAAAGACACCACCAACCAAAACACCCAACACCCCCACUGCAACAACAACAAAACAGACACGCACUCCUCACACACAGACAACACUCCUCACACACACACACACACACACACACACACACACACACACACAACCACCAUGGACCAGUUGCUGCUGCCGAUGAUCGAGGAUGAUGGCGGCGCGGAGGAGGUGCUGAGCGAGCUCUGGACCAUCCGCGGACCGCCGCUGUACCGCGGGUACCCUGGAAGCGCGGCAGCACUGAAGCAGGAGGCCCGGGAUGUUCUCGCCAACAGUACGUUUCGGAAAAAGUGCAGGCAGAUUGGCGUCGGCGCCACCACCCACCGAUUACGCAUCGUCAGGCAAUCGGGCCUCCCGCCCAUGCGCGUGCUGCCUGCUGCAUGGCUCAAGGCACGGAACGGCGCGUGCCGCAUCCCACGGAGCCACGAGGGCCUCACCGUCGACGCGGAACAGGCCGUGUGCAUCGCCAGCAUCAGCAAGUGUCGCCCCGUCAUUGUCAUGGUGAGCCACCACCAUUUUGGUCCGCACAGCGACAAGCCUGAUGACGAGGACAACUCCAACGCAAAGGCGCUCUUUGAGUUUACGAAAUGGCUCGAGUGGCGAAUCCGCAUCAAAGGCGUCACGGGCGUGCCCAAGAGCAAGCACCCGCUCAUCUUCUUGUGGAUCGACUGGCCCUGUAUCGAUCAAGGACCCGACAUCCCCGAGACAGAGGAGAGCAUGCCGCAGCUCAUGGAAGCACGUGCGCCGUACAUUGAGUCGCUCAGCGUGUACACGGCGUGCUGCCACCUGACGGCGUGCAUCGAGGGCGUGGACACAGACGACCACGACAGCGACCCAUGGUGCCUGGUGCAGCGCAUUGCCGCCUACGUGUACAUCCCGAACGGGCAAAUGCCCUUUAUCGUGCAGACCGGGUUUGUGCAUCAGCAGCAGAUUCCGGCCAAAGGCAGGCGCAGCCUCAUCGACCCACUGGAGCACCUCGACAAUGCAAGCGCGCACGAUGCGCCGUACAUCCAGCACCUCACACAGGCGCUCAUGAGGUCCGCCACCAUUGUCACGCGACCAGAGACAAACAGCGACAACUUAUGCGCGGAGUGCCUUCGCGCGCACCCGACACCGCUUGCCUGGGCGCUGUGCAUGACCCUGUGUCUCGGCGGGAUUUGUGACGUGGGUGUCGCCAACGUGUGCCAGAGCUGCUGCAGCCCCUGCGCGCGGUUCCAGUCGCUUCAGGCGGGAAACGCGUUCCCCGUGCUUGAGCUUCGCGCAGACACGGUGAUGAUGCAGGAGCCGAUGGGCGACGACGGCGACGAGGAUGACCUGGUGGUGAUCAACCUGGCCGGCAGCAGAUUCGGCAGCAGGCACCACCACACCGGCGAGGCGGACGCAUGAAGAGGGGGGGGGGGGGUUAAGGGGUGGCUGAGUUGUGAAUGGGAAAGGUGAGGAAGGCCAGAGGAGAUUUGGGUGCGUAGGGAUGGGUGCGUGCGUGGAAGGGGGGGGGGGG